Xenopus tropicalis (tropical clawed frog) is the source of this 27487-nucleotide messenger RNA. It is a transcript of the gene syne1, whose product is annotated as spectrin repeat containing, nuclear envelope 1. The coding region runs from base 436 to 26835 and encodes 8799 amino acids. The transcript has 145 exons. Gene Ontology annotation, molecular function: actin binding; identical protein binding. The record is from RefSeq and is marked validated. Lineage: Eukaryota; Metazoa; Chordata; Amphibia; Anura; Pipidae. Gene Ontology annotation, cellular component: nuclear envelope; membrane; cytoskeleton.
UUGAGGACACCGUUGGCUCCUAUAGAGCGGAUGAGGCUGCUGCGCUGCAGGGGAGACACUGGCACACAACCGAGGGGUCUGCGGGUUCUCUGCCUCCAGCCUGGCUGGGUCAGGGUGCGGGAUGGAAGGAACAGUCCGGAGCUGUGGGGAUGAUGCCAGCGAGACGUGCUGAUGAGAGGACAGGUUGUGCCCACUGCGAGGCUGGCAAGUGUACCCAGGACAGCUCGGUGAGAAGGAGAGGACUCCAAAAAAAGGCACAGGAAUUGUGACAGGUCUGCUUUUGUUUGGGCGCAAGACUGCAGUGACUCAGCUGUUAGCUGUGAUUAGGCAAAAAAGGUCAAUGAUGCUUGAGAGAAGAAAGUGAUAAUUUUUAACACGUUCAGGGUGAAAUUGGUGUAAAGAUUCCAUCACUGAAGAAUACCAGGCGCAGGUACCAUGGCCACAUCUCGGAUGGCAAACAGAGCCACAAGGGACAUUGCUAAUGUGAUGCAAAGGCUGCAAGAUGAGCAAGAGGCAGUCCAGAAGAGAACAUUUACAAAAUGGAUAAAUUCUCAUUUAGCUAAGAGACACCCCCCAAUGGUAAUCAAUGAGCUGUUUGAAGAUAUAAAAGAUGGAACAAAGCUGAUUGCACUAUUAGAAGUCCUGUCUGGCCAAAAAUUACCCUGUGAGCAAGGGAGGCAAUUGAAGCGUAUUCAUUGGGUGGCUAACAUUGGAGCAGCCCUUAAGUUUUUAGAAGGAAGGAGGAUUAAACUGGUCAAUAUAAACUCAACAGACAUUGCUGAUGGAAGACCUUCUAUUGUUCUUGGCUUGAUAUGGACCAUAAUCCUGUAUUUCCAGAUUGAAGAAUUAACAAGCAAUCUUCCUCAGCUGCAUGCAAUGUCCAGCAGCACAUCUUCAGUGGAUAGUGUUGUGAGUUCGGAAGCUGCAAGUCCUCCUAUUAAACGCAAAAUAGUAAACAAGAUCCAAGGAAGCGCCAAGAAAGCUCUGCUCAGAUGGGUGCAAUACACAGCAGCCAAGCGACUUGGUAUUGAAGUAAAGGACUUUGGUCCCAGCUGGAGAAAUGGAAUUGCCUUUCACUCAGUAAUAUAUGCAAUCCGCCCAGAUUUGGUAGACAUGGAUAUAGAAAAGCUAAAAAGGAGAACCAAUCGGGAAAAUCUUGAAGAGGCUUUUUCUAUAGCUGAAAAUGAACUGGGAAUCCCAAGGCUGCUUGAUCCAGAAGAUGUGGAUGUUGAUAAGCCUGAUGAGAAAUCUAUAAUGACCUACAUAGCUCAGUUCCUCAAACAUUAUCCUGACCCCCACCACACUUCAUUAGAUGGGCAGGAGGACAGUAGAGAAGACAGAAUUGUGCUCAGAGAUAUGAAGGUUUGGCUUGAACAAUUUGAAAAAGAUAUUAGUCGGGCUCAAAUGGUAGAAAGCAGCCCACAGGACAGAUAUCAGUCAUUUAAACAGUACAGAGUACAAUACGAAGUCAAACGAAAACAGGUGGAAGCUUUAAUCCAUCCCUUGGGAAAAGAUGGCAAACUGUCACUGGAUCAGACUAUGGUUAAACAAGCAUGGGAGAAAGUCUCAUCACGGAUUUUUGAUUGGCAUUUGCAACUUGAUAAGUCUCUGCCUGCUCCUUUGGGAACAAUAGCGUCCUGGUUGUACAGAGCAGAGGUUGCCAUGCGAGAGGAAAUUGUUGUUCAGCAAUCUCAUGAGGAAACUGCAAACAUUAUGCAUAGAAAGUUAGAGCAACAUAAGGACGUGCUUAAGAACCUGGAUGGUUACAAAAAAGCCUUUCAAGAGAUCCACCGCUCUCGAUCUGUCAACGGAAUUCCCGUUCCCAUAGAGCAGCUUGAAGAUAUGGCAGAAAGAUUCAGUUAUGUUGCUUCAUCUUCUCACCUUCAUAUGAUAAAGUUAGAAUUUAUGGAAUUAAAAUACCGAUUGUUAGCAUUGUUAGUCUUGGCUGAAUCGAAAUUAAAAUCGUGGAUCAUCAAGUAUGGCAGGAGGGACUCAGUUGAACUGCUCUUGCAAAAUUACAUUGCAUUCAUAGAUGGCAAUAGAUUCUUUGAACAAUAUGAAUUUACAAGCCAGUCUCUUAAGCAGGCUGCUGAGAUGUAUGUGAAAGCAGAUGGGUCAGCAGAUGAAGCUGAAAACGUAACCAAGUUCCUGAAUGAAACCACAGUGCAAUGGAAAAACCUUUCAGUGGAGGUGAGAAGUGUCAGGAGCAUGUUAGAGGAAGUCAUCACCAACUGGGAUAAAUACAGUAACACAGUGGCCAGUCUGCAGGCCUGGCUAGAGGAUGCCGAAAAGAUGCUGAACCAGCCUGAGCAUGCCAAAAAGGACUUCUUUCGCCAUUUGCCUCACUUGAUCCAGCAGCACACAACAAUGAAUGACGCUGGCAACUUCCUCAUUGAAACUUGUGACGAAACUGUCUCGAAAGACAUCAAACAGCAGCUUCUGCUUCUCAAUGGGAGAUGGCGAGAACUGUUCAUGGAAGUCAAACACUACGCCCGAGAAGAUGAGUAUGAGAGGGCAAAAAAAGAGUAUGCAGAUGGCUUGAUUGCAUUAGCAGCAUUUGCAGAAGGAGGCAACGAAAGGAUUUCCACCCCUUUGGAAGUGUCUUUUCUAAAUGUCAAGAUGUUUGUGCAGGAUUUAGAGGAUAUUAAACAGAAAAUGCCAAUAAUAGAAGCUCAGUACAAAUCGGUGACAAGAAUGGCACAGCUACUAACAAAGGAAUCCUCUCAGGCAGAAGCUAAUGAAAUGCUUUCAGCUGUAUCAAGAAUCAAGGAUCAGUUAAACAAAAUAAGGGAACACUACCCGCCAUUACUUUAUGAAUCCCAGCAGCUGCUUACUCCACUUGGAGAAUUUGAGGGCCACAUGACAAAUUUCUAUGAGUGCCUAGAAAAAAUCCACGGGAUUAUUUCUGUAGCAGACCUUGACAUGCAGACAGCUUCAGUAUUUAAACAGAAGCAACGGGAGCUGCUUUCUUGUCAAGAGAGCUGCAAGAAAACUUUGAUUAUUAUUGAGAAAUAUAGCCAGGCUGUCCACAAGGCUUUAACAAUCAGUAAAUCACUGCAUCACUUUGAUCGCUGCGUGCUACAGAAGAAGCUGACAGAUGCUCAAGCUGCGUAUCAGAAUGCCCUAAAGAAGACAACAGAAUGGAGGAAAAAAGUAGAUACCGGUAAUAUGAUGAUGAAGAAUUUUGAAGAGUCCAGAGCAGAACUUGAGAAAGUUUUAAAAACAGCUGAAAUGUACUUCAAAGAGACAGGAAACCCCUCUGAUCUCCUUAAGAAACAUACUGAAUUUUUUGGACAGUUGGAUCAGAAGGUACUAAACGCUUUUUUGAAAGCUUGUGAUGAGCUUACGGAUAUCCUUCCAGAAGAAGACCAGCAGCCACUGCAAGACACUGUUAGGAAACUUCACAAACAAUGGAAGGACCUGCAGAGUGAAGCACCGUAUCAUUUGCUGCAUUUGAAAAUUGAAUUGGAAAAGAACAGGAUUUUAACAACGGUGGAAGAGAGUAAAGUGGAGCUUGCUCGAGAGAACAAGAUGUUACCAAUAGAAGGCAGCGAGAAGAUAAUAAGAGAACAUCGGACAUUUUUUAGCGAGAAGGGAUUUUACCAUCUGUGUGAAAAAAGAUUACAUUUAAUUGAAGAGCUGUGUUUGAAACUUCGUGACCGAGACCCGGUGAAAGGGGUACUUGAAUCUAGCAAAACAGCAGUGCGGGAUAUAAACUCCCAGAUUGAAAGCACCCAUCUCAAGCUUAUGGAACACCCAGAUAAAUGGAAGGAUUUUAGGAGCAGAUUUAGUGAAUUGUCAGGCUGGCUCAUAGAGAAAGAAAAGCAGCUGAAAAAGAUCAGAAGCAGCGCAACUGAUUCCACAAGAUAUGGACAAUUCAAGGAUUUGGUUGAGGAAAUCAGACGAGAUGUGACGAAGCAAGAAGAUACACUGAAAUUUCUGAAAGACAAGAUCACUGCACUCUCUGACAUUUCCGUGGAGGCAGAAGUAACUAAGCAGAACAAAGAACUAGCCAGAAUUUCAGCUGAUUUCAAAGAAUUCUUAGAACACCUUGCUGAGAUUGAGAAACUUUUGAGCACUGUCAGAGAUUUUGUACAGUGCAAAGAACAAGUGCAAACUGUUCUCAGCCAGUUAAUUACAAGCACCAGAGAUGCCCAGUCUGAAGCAGAAAAGAUACUGGAUACAGAAAGCUUUACUGAGGCUCAGGAGUUGCUUCUUCUUUACCAGCAAAAUAUUAAAAAAAUCCAAUCAGACAAGAAGGAAGUCCAGCAGCAGAUUACCCAGGCUAAGCAACUGCAAGGGGAGAGAGGACUAUCUGGCCCAGUCCAGGAAGACUUGAUAAGAAUGGAAGUGGAACUGGAAAAUGUAGAGCAGACAAUGGUAAAGCAGGAAGAGCAUUUGCAGGUCACAAUGAACAAGUGGGAGGAAAUAGAAUCAGGCAAAGAAUCAGUAAAAUUGUGCCUGAAGCAGAUAGGUCCUAUUGUUGAUCGCUCUAUAAAUUUUAACACUUUAGAGAGUUUGUCAUCAGAAAUUCAGCAGGCAAAGGAGGUUUGCAAGCAAAGUGAAGAUACUUCAGUCCAAGUGGAGGAUUUAGUGAAGAAAUCAUUUGAGAUACAGCUUGGAGCAAAGAGCAAGCAGUCUCUUCAGCAGCAAACAAAAUCUAUUCAAGAGAAAGUCAAGAAAGUGAAAGAGUCUGUUAAAGAAAAUAUCACUAAAAUGGAAACAGUGAAGAUGAAAUGGGAGGAUUUUAAUCUGGAUUUUGAAGCUCAUUCAGCCUGGAUUUCCGAAAAAGAAAAAGAGCUAACCACGCUGGAAUCUUCACCUUUAUCACCAGAAAUGCAGAUUAUGCAAAUUCAGGAAAUUCUUAAACAGUUAAACUCCCAAAGUAAUGAAAUAACAAACCUUGAAACCAAGUGCCAGUCAUUUGCUCAGUUUAUCACCUCAGCUGAAAUGGCUCGUAUAAGAGCGCGGAUGUCGCAAAUAAGCAAGCACUGGACGGGGCUAAAUGAUCACGCACAUCGUCUAGAAGAAAGUAUUCUGGGGAAUGCGGUGCAACAGCAGAAGUUUAAAGAAACCUUUAGAGAGGUACAGAAUUCCUUGAAUGAAAUUGAAGAUAAUCUGUCUCAGCCUGUUACUAAUUGUUCCUCGGCAGCAGAAACUUAUAGGGUUCUUCACUCCCACCAGGAACUCUGUCAUAAUGUGGAGUCAAUAAAGAACAGCAUCCUUUCAUUAACCACCAGUGCACGGAAACUUAUAACCAAGGAUAAAGCUAUGCAAGAAACUUUAACGCUGCAGCAGAAACAAGAGACCCUAUCAGCACAAGCAAAAGUCAGGCUCAACUUGCUGGAACAGUUGUUAACACAAUGGCAAAGGCAAGAAAGAGACUUUUCCUCUUUUGUGACUUGGUUGCAAAGAAGUGAAACAUUGGUCACUCACCAAGAUGAUGGAUUCCCUGCUGAUAAAGGGAAGCUAGAAGCUGAAGUAAAAGCAAUGAAGGAUCUGCAGUAUGAAGUACAAGCACAAAACCAGCGGUACAAGGGCCUUAUGGAGACAAGUAAGUCCUUGUAUAACACAUGUACUUCAGAAAACCUAGAAGAAAUUAAGGAACGUUUACAAGAGUUAACUGAAAGAUGGAAUGCCUUACCAAGGAGUAUUUCGCAAAGGCUUCAAAGUGUGGAAUCUGCACUUCAGGAGCACCAGAAAUUUGACAGUAUGGUGCUUGAAUUCUCCCUUUGGAUCAAAAAGUUCCUUAAAGAGCUGCAUGAUACGGCUGAGAUAAACACUUCAGACUAUGAAGCUGCAUUACAUAUUAAUAAGAACCAUGUCACAGAGGUGAAACGACAAGAGAAAGAAUUGCAGAGUCUGAAGGGACAGCUUGAAAACCUCUGGUCAUUUACCAGUUCAGAAGAACACCUUGUUCUGCAGGGAAGGGUUGGUGACUGCAUCCAGCUUUAUGAAGAAGCAAUUCAGAUUACUAAUCGCAGAGAAGACAGCCUACCAAAAUUAGGGGAAUUCUUGCAAAUUCACACAGAGUCUACUGCUGUAUUACAGCAUCUGAAAGAAACUGUAAAUACUACAGCCAGUCUGGACAAAGUAAAAUCAGAAUCAUUGGCUAAAGAGUUAAAUGGCAUUGUCGCUGAAAUUGAGAAUCUGACAUCCUUGUCUGUAGGCCUAGAUGCAUCACUUACUAAAGCUCAGUAUCACCUAAGAAGUGGCGCUACCAAUCAGCGGACUUCAUGCAGAGCACUAGCAGACAACCUCAGCUUGGAGCUGGAAGCAGUGCAGACAUAUUUUGGAUCAAAACAAAGUGAGGCAGAGGCUCUAGGAGCCUUGUGGAAAUCAUUUAUUGAGUGUCGGGAGAAGUUAUUAAAGUGCAUUGAGGAUAUUGAAGAAAAGGCAGACAAAGAAGAAAUGAAAGAGCCCACCUUACAAGCACUGCAGCAAAGGCUAAAAUUUUUCAAUGAAUUGGAGGAGGAAAUGAAUUCUCAUAAGCAUGAAAAGCAGUGGCUUAUGGACAAAGCAAAGCUAAUUGCACAAAAGGAUUUGGUAAUGGCUGCUGAAGCAGAUAAAGUGUUCAAUGGUUUAAAGAUGACAUGGGAUGAUACUAAAAGACUAAUUAGUGAGAGCCAAGAGCAGUGCUCAGAACUGAUUAACCUGAUGAAAGGCUACCAACACUCAAACGCUACCAUCAUCAAACUGAUUGAAAAUGCAGAGAACAUGAUCACCAUCAAGUCUAUGCUAAAAGACCAGGAAGACAUUCGGCGCACUAUAGCUAAGCAUGAAUCUACAAAGAAUGAACUUGGUGAGAAUCAGAAGGAAUUGGAUGAGUUUACCAACAAAGGGAAACAGCUCCUUUUGGAUUUAAAAAGGGUCCAUGGAUGUGACUCAAGACCUAUAAAACAGGACAUGGACUCCUCUAUGGAUAAGUGGCUUGAUGUACUAGAGCGGAUAGAUGAUAACCUGGAAAGGCUAAGAGUAAGCCUUACACUGUGGGAAGACGUUCUGCUUAUUAAUGAUGAGAUUGAUGAUUGGUCCAGUAGCUCCAUUUCCCAGAUGAGCGAGAGCAUCUCUAACCUGAACAACAGCCAGCAUAUGAAAACAUGCCUUGAAGAUUUUCAGUCUGAAGUCAGUAACAAAGGACAGAAGCUGGAAGAAUUUCACUUGAAAGUUUAUGAGCUCAAGGAAUUGACCAAAAGUCAGGAACCUCCCACAGAACUCCAGUUCAUGGAAGCAGAUUUAAGACAAAAAUUAGAGCAUGCUAAAGAAGUGUCUCAGAUGGCCAGAGGAACACUGAUGGAAUUUAAUGCACAAAAGAUGCAGCUGGAAACAUUCAUCAGUCAGAUGACUGACUGGCUGAAUAAAGUUGAAGAAUCCGUUCUAAAAUAUGCACACAGUCAGGACCCGGACGACUUAAAGAAAUUAAAGGAUAUACAAAUGGAGCUCCAAACCCAGCAGAGCAGCAUUGACACCACUCAAGAGAAUCUUAACAGUUUGUGUCGUAAAUAUCGUUCCAUGGAACUUGAAACCUUGGGGGGAUCUGUCACUGCUCUGAUAAAGAAGUACGAAGCAGCAAACCAACUUUGCUUGAGAUCACAAACCAACCUUCAGGACACAUUAGAAAAACGAUUUUAUGAAUCCAUGCGUGAAUUUGAAGAAUGGUUUGAAGGUGUGAAGUCAGGGGUGAGAGAGUAUUCUGACUGGUCUGGAGAUAGCAGAACACUGGAAGGCAAAAUACAACAUAUGCAGGGAAUUUUGGAUUCAAUCACUGAAGGUGAAAGUAAAUUGGAUGUUGCCUUGGAGGAAGGAGAAAAACUUUAUUUUUGUUUGCCCAAACCUGUUAUGGUCAGUAUCCAGGAACAGAUCGCCAAAGCACAGAAAGACUUCCAGAGCUUCAAAAAACAGUGCCUUAAAGACAAGCAGGCUCUUGAAGACUGUAUCUCUGAGCUGGGAAGUUUUGAGGAUCAACACAAGAAGCUGAGCUUGUGGAUUCAUGAACUGGAAGAACGAUUAAGAACAGAAACUCUCGGUGAAAGCAAGCAGCACAUCCCUGAAAAGAAAAAUGAAAUACAAAAAGUGGAAAACUUUUUGGAAGAAUUACUUGCUUCAAGAGAAUCAUUUGACAGACUUUCACAACGUGCUCAAACUUUGAAUGAAGAUGGGCUUGGUGGCGGGCAAGAAGUGCGUCUCGCCUCUCAGCUCCAUACAAGUUAUCAAAAUUUGCUAAAAACAAUCAAAGAGAAGUUGAGAAUAUGUCAAGUGGCUCUGCAGGAUCAUCAGAUAUUUGAAGAAGCCCUACAGACUACAUGGUCAUGGCUGAAGGAUAUGCAAGACAAACUGAUUACUACAGAAAGUACAGUGGGCAGUAAAAGUACUCUGGAGAAACGCCUUUUACAAGUUCAGGAAAUGCUUCUAGUUAAAGGAGAAGGGGAAGUCAAGUUGAAUUUAGCCAUUGGUAAAGGAGAACAGGCCAUGAAGAGCAGCAACAAAGAUGGUCAGAUGGUCAUUCAGAUGCAGCUUCAGACAUUGAUGGAUGUUUGGGGGACUGUCAAUAACACAGCAACUCAUUGUUUAAGUGGUCUAGAAGCCAUCCUCGGUCAAUGGAAUGAGUAUACAGAGAGGAAAACUCAGUUGGAGCUGUGGCUAGAGAUGACUGACCAGAAACUAGAACAACCUGUUCAGCCACAGAAUGGCUUAAAGGAAAAGUUCACCCUGCUAGAUUACAUACAGGCAAUUGUAUCUGAUAUAGAGGAUCACUCAACUACGUUACAUCAUCUAAUUGAAAAGGCAAAGGAACUCCACCAGAGGACUGAGGAUGAUGCCUUCUCCGAUUCAGUUCAGAAUGAGCUAAGAACACACUUUAAUGACAUCUUGACAGUUGCUAAGGAGAAGAUGAGGAAAGUUGAAGAUAUAGUGAAGGAUCACCUUAUGUACCUUGAUGCUGUGCAUGAAUUCACUGAUUGGCUUCACUCAGCCAAAGAGGAGCUACAUCGCUGGUCCGAUGCUUCCGGAGAUGUACCUGCCAUACAGAAAAAACUUACCAAAAUUAAGGAGCUGAUGGAUUCCAGACAGACCGGAGCUGAACGCCUAAGCAGAAUAGAAACCCUCUCCCCAGCAGUAAAGCAGAACACAACUGACAGUGGCUGUGAGCAAAUGGACAAUGAAAUCCACAGCCUGCAGGCAGACUGGAAGCAAUGGGAGGACAGCAUAUGCCACAGUCAGAAGGCUUUGGAUGGUCUUUUAAACCAAAUGGCCAUCUCAGAGCAAGAAUUUUCAAAUCAGGUCUCUAAACUGGAAGAUGCAAUCCAGGACUUUAGCUUUUUUCUUGAGAAAUGGACCCAGAAGCUGAAUCAAGGGGAAGGGAAAGACACAGACAAGGAAAUAGUGGAGCAGUGGCACCGGCAAAAGGAUGUCCUUACUGCCCUAAAUGAUGCUGAACAUGUUACAGAUGAGCUGAAGACUAAGCUCAAUGACCUCUGCAGGUUUUCAAAGGAUCUGAGCAUUUACUCUGCAAAGGUUUCUUCUUUAAUUAAGGAGUAUAACAGUCUUUGUUUACAAGCAUCCAAAGGUUGUCAGAAUAAGGAGCAAGUGUUGCAGCAAAGAUUCCGCACUGCCUUCCGAGACUUCCAACAGUGGCUAGUGAAUGCCAAAGUAACAACGGCCAAAUGCUUUGAUAUCCCUCAAAGUGUUUCUGAAGUAUCAGCCAAUUUGCAGAAAAUACAGGAGUGCCUAUCUGAAAGUGAGAAUGGCCAACACAAACUUCAGACAGUGAUGACCAGGGGGGAGCUUUUGUACAGUAUACUGACAGAGGAGAAAGCUAAAGUCACAAGACAGAAGAUGCUUACUGCAAAGGAUGACUGGAAGGGGUUCAUAUCUUCUCUUCAUCAAAAAGAAUCAGCAUUGGAGAAUUUGCAGAUCCAAAUGAAAGAUUUUGAAACCAGUGCUGACCCAGUUCAAACCUGGCUUAGUGCGACAGAGAAGAUAGUACGGGACAGCAAUAACCGUCUGCAUGACCUACCUUCUAAAAAGAAAGAGCAGCAGAAGCUUCAGUCUAUCCUAGAAGAAAUAAGCUCUCACGAGCCACAGAUCACCAGGUUAAAGGAAAAGGCUCAGCAGCUGAGGGAAGGACAGUCUGCCUGCAAAAGCUUUGCACACAGGGGGUCUCAGCUGUCUGCUCAGUACUUAGCAUUAAGCAGUCUUACUAAGGAAAAAAUGUCAAGAAUGGAUAGAAUUGUUGCAGAACACCAACAGUUUUCCCAGGGAAUGAUUGAGCUUGAGGACUGGAUAUCCGAAGCAAUCCACAUGCUUCAGUCUUACUGCCAUCCUACUGCUGAUAGAAGUGUCCUGGACAGUAGGAUGUCCAAACUGGAGGCCUUGCUGCUGGUGAAACAGGAGAAGGAAAUCGAGAUGAACAUGUUAUUAAGCAGAGGCGAAUCUGUAGUAAGGAAUACAUCCCCAGAAGGGGCACCUGCUAUCCAGAAUCAGUUACAAGACUUGAAAAAUACCUGGGCAUCACUUUUGUUAUCAUGCAUACAGUGUAAAAGUCACCUUGAAGGCGCAUUAUCUAAAUGGACAAGUUAUCAAGAUGAUGUCCGACAGUUUUCCACCUGGAUGGGAAGGGCAGAAGAGAGGCUUCAUGACAUGGUCAAGCAGUAUGCCGAACUGAGGGAAAAAACUGCAGCACAGAGCAAAAUAAAGCUACUGAAUGAAGAAAUUCUGAGCCAUAGCAGCUUGUUAGAGAAAAUAGAGGUGAAAGGUGCCAGCAUGUCAGAGAAUUAUGUCACUCAGCUAGAGCUCCAGGAACUUCAGGAAAACUACAGCACUCUCAAAGAGAAAGCAAAGGAAGCAAUUUUUAAAGUGGAUAAACUAGUCAGAGCCCACCAGGAUUAUCAGCAAGGACUUAAAGCUUUUGAAGAAUGGCUGCAGCAGGAGAAUGAAAAGUUGAAUUGCAAUAUGGAUCUUGAUGGAGAUACUCCAAGGCAUGAAAUCACACUUCGGGAGUUGCAGGAGUUACAGGUGCGCUGUGCAGAAGGUCAGGCUUUACUCAAUGCAAUACUGCACUCUAGAGAGGAAGUUAUACCCUUGGGUAUUCCACAAAUGGAAGAAAGAGAGCUUGAAUCCUUGAGGCAGGACUGGCAAGUUUAUCAGCAAAGAUUGGCAGAAACAAGAAGCCAGCUUAAUGCAACCCUAAGCAAGCUGAAGCAUAUGGAAAGUAAAUUCCAAAAGACUGACCAAUGGCUAACAUCCAUAGAGGGAAAGGUCAACAUAAGAACAAGUCGUCAGUCAGAUAGAGCAACAAAAGAGGCCCAGCUGUACCAAAUGAAGAAAUGGCAUGAUGAGGUUUUGGUGUACAAGGAUGAGGUGGAGGAUGUGGGAACACUGGCUCAGCGGGUUUUAGAAGAAGGAAAGAGCAGCAGCAGAGUGGGAAGCCUGGCAACCAUGCUCACAUCUCGUUACCAAGCCGUCAUCCUUCAUAUCCUGGAACAAAUUAAAUUUUUGGAAGAAGAGCUCAGAUAUGCAGAAGAGUCAGAAGUGGCUAUCAGAUCUUAUGCAGACUGGUAUGGUGAGGCACGGAGAAAAUUCUUAACGCUGACAUCAGAUAUUGGUGUAGUGGAUAAAACCACAAUGGAGAAGAAAAAAAAGAACUUGGAAUUUCUGCUGAGUGACAUGGAUGCGGGCCAGAGUCUGCUGAAAUCAGCUCGUGAAAAAGGAGAAAGAGUUCUCAAGUAUUUGGAAAGCACAGAGGCAGACCAAUUGGAGACGGAGAUAAACAGUCACGUGCAAAGGCAGGAAGAACUGACAUAUUCAAUUAGAAGAGAGCAUACAGCAUUAGAAAAGACUUUCCACCUAGCAAAGGAAUUCUCAGACAAAUAUAGGCAGCAGGCACAAUGGCUCUCUGAAUUCCAAGCAAUUCUGCAGACUUCUGUAGAACCCAAAACAGAACUGUAUGAAAAGAAGGCCCAGCUGGCUAAGUACAAGUCAAUACAACAGACAGUUUUCUCUCAUGAACCAUCAAUUAAACUGGUCAUUGAAAAAGGUGAAGCCUUGAUAGGUGUGACCUUUGACAGUACUAUAGGAGAAAGAAUUCAAAAGCUACAAAAAGACUUUCAGGAGCUGUGCAUCUUAGUCAAGACAACUGUAGCAGAUCUUGAGGAAAGUGUGAAGGAACAUGAUGAGUAUAACUGUGAACUGCAAGAUGUGGAGAAGUGGCUGCUGCAGAUGUCCAGCAGGCUAGUGGCACCAGACCUGAUGGAAAGUGGCAACUUGGAAAUAAUAACACAGCAACUGGCAAAUCACAAGGCCAUGAUGGAGGAGAUUGCUGGAUUUGAGGAGCGCCUGAACAGUCUUAAAAGCAAAGGAGACAAGUUGGUUUUUUAUUGUGCGGAACAUCUGCAGGCAAAGUUUAAGCAGAGCAUACAAGCCCAUUUACAGGGGAUUAGAGAUAGCUACUCAGCCAUCUGUAGCACUGUUCAAAGAGUGUAUUUAAGUUUGGAAAAUGAACUGCAGAAGCAUGUUAGCCACCAGGAUACAUUGCUGCAAUGCCAGGCUUGGUUCUCUGCUGUACAACCUGAGAUAAAAUUCGGUAUUAAGGCUCCGCUCAGUCUGGCUGAAGCAACAAAGCAGGCAAAGCAUUACAGAACUCUACAGGAGCAAGCAAACACCUACUUGGAUCUUUUGUGCACUGCGUGUGACUUGUCAGAUGUCACUGUGAAGAAUGCAGCAAUAGAUAUCCAGCAGACAAAACAGACAAUUGAGCAAAGGAUGAUACAGUCCCAGGAACUGACCAGUGGUUGGGAAGAAGUUAUGCAAAUAAAGGCAGAGCUACAAGCAUAUUUCCAGGAUGCAGGUCAACAGCUGCAAAAUAUGAAGCGCAGACGGGCUGAGCUGGAGAUUAAACUUGCCCAAAAUAUGGUCUCACAAAUGAAGGAUUUUAAUCAGAAACUCCAGUCAAAGCAACACAAGAUCACAUUUUUAACUGAAAAAGUAAAUAAAUUAACAAAUGGUCAGGAAUCACCAGAGCAUGUAGAAAUUGGACAACUAAGCAAUAAAUGGUUAGAUUUCUGCUUUCAAGCAAACAAUCUUCUACUACAGAGGGAGGAGGAUCUUCAGAGGACACGAGAUUACCAUGAACGUUUGAACAUAGUAGAUGUUUUCCUUGAGAAGCUUGCCACAGAGUGGGAUAACUUGGCCAGAUCUGAUACUGAGAGUACUGCAACCCAUUUGGAAGCCCUGAAAACAUUGGUCUCAAUUUUGCAAGAGAGAAGGUUUGCUCUUGAGGAUCUUAAAGAUCAGAAGCAAAAACUGAUUGACCACUUGAAUAUUGAUGACAGAGAGUUGGCCAAGGAGCAGACCCGCCAUUUUGAGCAACGUUGGACUCAACUAGAGAACCUAGUGAAAAAUAAAAUUUUGAGUUGUGUUACCACUCUGGAAGAGUUGGGUUUAGUUAACUCCCGUUUACAAGAAUUAACAGAAUGGGCUGAAGAUCAGCAACCAAGUAUCUCUGAAGCAUUAAAGCAAAGCCCUCCCCCCGAGCUUGCUCAAAACUUGCUCAUGGAUCACCUUAGUAUUUGCAAUGAAGUAGAGACCAAGCAGGUGCUCCUAAAAACUUUGAUGAAAGACGCUGAUAGAAUUAUGGGUAACUUAGGGCUCAAUGAACGACAGCAACUACAAAAGGCCCUAGUGGAUUCACAGAAUCAUAUUGACUGUCUUAGUGACUUAGUGAACCAGAGGAAAAAACAUUUAAACAAAGCAUUGUCUGAAAAAACACAGUUCCUUAUGGCAGCUUACCAAACAUUAAACCAAAUCUAUCAACACGAAAAGAAAGUUACAUUACAGGAGCACAUUUGUCUGUUUCCAGAUGAUGUCAACAAGCAGAUUAGAUCUUGUAAAAAUGCCCAAGCUAGUUUAAAGGCUCCUCAGAGUGAUAUAAACGCCCUCUGGAAUCAGGGCAGAGACCUGAUGAAAGAUGCAACUGAGCAGGAGAAAUCCGAAGUGUUAGGAAAGCUACAGGAGAUUCAAAAUGCCUAUGAGAGUGCCUUACAGAAAUGCGGCCAAAGAUUAAUUGAACUGGAGAAAAGUUUUGUAUCUAGGAAGUAUUUUAAGGAAGAUUUAGAUAAAGCAUGCCACUGGAUAAAGCAAGCAGAUGUUUUAACAUACCCAGAAAUAAAUUUAAUGAAUGAUGAUACAGAACUACUUGCACUGCUAUCUAGAUAUCAGCAAAUACUUGAACAGGCUCCAGAAUAUGAAAACCUUUUGUUAUCUCUUCAAAGAACUGGACAAGAAAUCCUGCCAUCACUUGAUGAAGUUGACCAUUCUUAUCUCCAAGAAAAACAUAAUUCUUUACCACAGCAAUUUAACUGUGUUGUUGGAUUAGCCAAAGAAAAGCUUACUAAGGUUCAAGAAGCCAUCUACAAUCGUAAAGAAUAUGCAUCCUUGAUUGAUUUGACAAGUAAAGCUGUAAAAGAAUUAGAAGAAAACUUUAUACUCAUAGAUAAAGUUCCAUCAAGGAUUUCAGCUGAAGAAGUAGCAUCCCUACAACAUGAUUUUACUUCACUUUUAAAUGAAGUAUUGUCACUAGGUACAGCAAUUAAUGAACUUAAUCAAAAAAAGGAAAUUUUCAGAAGUAGUGGUCAACCGUGGCUACCAGAAGACAUGUUGCAGCUUACUUCACAGUAUUAUAAACUAAAAAGGGUGAUAGAGCAGAAGGUUAGUAACCUGGAAGACAUGACAGACGCAUACUGGAAACAUGAGGAUCUGUGCUCCAAGCUAAAUAUGAAAUUUGAGACUUUGAGCAAGGAAUUAGAGCAAGUUAACAAUGAAACACUUCCUGCAGAAGACAAGCUAAAAAGCUAUCGUUCAUUGGCAGCCAACCUGAAGGAUGCUGGAGUUCUUCAUAGACAUGUAGUUGAGCACCUAGAGGAGCUUUCUCCGAUGCUUGAGCAUGCAGCCUAUGAGAAAGAAGAUCUUCAGAUUAAACAGUGGCAAGAACAGCUGAAAUCCUGGCAUCUUGUCAUGAAAGAGAGAAUGGGAGAAUGUGAAAAUAGAUUAGUGCAGAGUAUUGACUUUCAAAUUGAAAUUAGUCGUACUCUUGAGUGGCUAAGACACUUAAAGGUUGAACUUCAUGAACCUGUGGUUUUGGAUGGAAAACUUGAAAAUAUACAGGAAGAAAUAAGGAAACUCCAACUCCAACAAGAGGAAACUGUAUCUAGACUGAGAAUAAUAAAUGCCUUGGGCGUUCGUGAAAAGAAAAAGUAUCUGAAAGCUAAAGAAUGUGUUCCUGUAGAUCUCGAGACAAGCAUCAACAGCCUUUCAAAGCUUGAAGAGGAAGUCCAAGAUGCCAUAAAUAUGAAACAGACUGCACUGGAUAAAAUGUACAGUACUAGCCAUCGAUACCACAAAGUGCUGCAGAGUUCUUUGGACUGGCUGAAAGAUGCCCAAGAAUUGUUACAACAGAUAACUAGUGGCGUGGAUGUAGAAAUGGCUGAGGAAAGCUUAAAAAGUGUAAUGGAGUUUAUUAGUACAGAAAAUAAAUUUAAUGGACAUGUGGAUGAGCUGCAUAUUCUGGUGUCAGAACUGGAGGAUUUUGUUCAAAAAUCAGCACAGGAUCAGUUAAAACAAAGUGUAGCUACUCAGAAGACAAAAGGCAAAGACACAAAGGAGCAAAUUAAAGCUGAAUUAGAUCUACUGAAAAGAUUCACAGCACAGUGGCACUCAUAUCAGGAGGAAAGACAAGCUGUUAUAAUGGCUUUAAAUGAAGUUGAGAUAAAGUUAUCCAGGUUUUCUGUCAUCAAAGAUGUUUCUGGGCUGAAGGCAGAAGAGAAGCUUUUAAACCACAAGUCUCUGGUGUCUCUGGUAAAUUCUUUUCAUGAGAAGAUCACAGCAUUAGAGGAAAAAGCUGCUGUGAUUGAGAAGUUGGGGAAUGAUGCCAGCAAAGCUACUGUAUGUAAGUCAAUGACAACAGUGUGGCAGAGAUGGACCAGGCUGCGUAGCACAGCAAGAGAACAGGAACAGGUAUUGGAGGAGACGGUGCAGGAAUGGAAAGACCUAAAUGACAAGAUUCAUCAAUCUACUUUAAUGAUUGAUAAACUUCAAGAGAAACUACCAGAAAACUUCACUGAAAAGGCCUCCAAGGCUGAGCUGGUUGAGCUGCUGGAAAAUCAUGAAGCUUUUAGUCGAGAAUUAGAACAAGAGCAGACAGCCAUUACUAUGCUACGACAACAUGCUAUUAAUGGGGUGCUAAGGGGUGCAGAAACUGAGUCGGUCUCCCUAGAAGAUACGCCAGUAAUGCAAGAAAUCAAAGCAAUGCAGGAUAGAUGUGCAAACAUGCAACAGAAAGUGAAAAAAAGUAAGAAGCUUGUAGAACAGGAACUGAAGGAGCGAGAAGAUGUUGAAAAGGAACUAAAUGCCGUGAAGACCUGGAUAGAAGAAACCAAAGACAGUUUACUGAAUCCUUCUUCUGAGGGAGACGAAUAUUUACAGGAACUGAAGAUUCUCCAAGAAGAAUUAAAUUCUCAACGUCAUAAAGUGGAGAAACUCUCUGAUGAGCAGCAGAGUAAAUAUUUGGAGAUGUACACCAUAUUGCCUUCUGAGCUCUCCCUGCUGCUUGCUGAAGUGGCAUUAGCACUUGGGACCAUUAAUGAAGAGAUCCAAGCAAGGCAAAGAGAAGCUCUGCAUAACCAGGCACUGCACCGUGGCUUCAGCCAACAAAUUAAGGAUAUGGAAGAAGAGCUGAAAGCAAUUUUAAAAAAACUAAAAGAAAAAACAAGUAAUCUACCCUGUGCGAAAAACGAUCACAAAAAAUUGUGCGAGACAUUAGAUACCUGUAACAUAAAGCUGGUAGAACUGGAUGCUGCAGUACAAGAUUUUGCUGAGCAGAGUCACUCACAGGCAAAGCAACUGACAGACAAAGUGGGAAAACUCACAGAGCUUCAUCAGCAGGCCAGCCAGGAGGCAGAGCAUAAGGCAGGCAAACUGAAACAGGCUGUUAUUCAGCUAGAGGAAUACAAUGAGAUGCUGGAGUUCAUUCAAAAAUGGAUAGAGAAAGCAAAAAUACUUGUUCAUGGUCACAUUAUAUGGACUUCAGCAAGUCAGCUUCGGGACCAGUCAGUAACUUACCAGGCUAUGUUGGAGGAAUCAAGGGAUAUCCACAGUGACUUAGAAGCUAUGAAUGAAAAGACAGAGUACCUUGCAAGUGUAUAUUGUACAGAAGGGAUGGCUCUACAAGUUUUGGAUCUUGGUCACCAAACAGAAGAUUUGCAACAAAUUUUAAGGCAACGUCUUCAAAGCCUCCAGGAUGCAGCAAAGGAUAUGAAGGAUUUUGAAUCUGAGGUAAGAACGUUACAAACUGCACUAGAACAAGCUCAGACCACCUUGACUUCUCCAGAGCUUGGGCGCUUGAGUCUGAAGGAACAACUGUCUCAUAGACAGCAUCUCUUAUACAAAAUGGAGUCUCUAAAGCCAAAAGUCCAAGCUGUCCAAAGUUGCCAAAGUGCUUUAAGAAUUCCAGAGGUUGGCACCAGCCUUCCAAUCUGCCGAACUGCACUCAGGCUUCAAGAAGAGACAAGUCGCCUUCAGCACAUGGCUAUCCAGCAAUGUAAUAUUAUGCAGGAGGCUGUAGUACAAUAUGAGCAAUAUGAGCAGGAGAUGAAGCAUUUACAGCAUCUUAUUGAGGAUGCUCACCGUGAGUUACAAGACACCAAAGUGACCACUAGUAACAUCCAGGAGCUGCAGUUCCAGAUCAAACGCCAUGAGGAACUGGCGAAAAAGAUCAAGGGUUACCAGGAGCAGAUAGCGUCCCUGAAUUCCAAGUGCAAAAUGCUGACAAUGAAAGCCAAACAUGCUACCAUGCUGCUGACUGUGACUGAAGUGGAGGGGCUCGCAGAGGGAAUGGAGGAACUUGAUGCUGAACUCCUCCCUACACACUCUGCUCAUCCGUCUGUUGUUAUGAUGACCGCUGGUCGCUGUCACACUCUUCUAUCACCUGUCACUGAGGAAUCAGGGGAGGAGGGAACCAACAGUGAAAUUUCCUCCCCACCGGCCUGUCGUUCUCCUUCACCUGUGGCUAAUACAGAUGCUUCUGUUAAUCAGGACAUUGCUUAUUACCAGGCCUUAUCUGCUGAACAGCUACAGACAGAUGCUGCCAAGAUCCAGCCCAACAUGUCUCCACCACAAGAGAUUUAUGAGCCAGGAUUGGAGUUGGCUGCUAAUGCCAAACUGGAUGACUUACAACGCUCAUGGGAAACACUGAAGAAUGUGAUCAGUGAGAAGCAACGUACCCUAUAUGAGGCUCUAGAACGUCAGCAAAGAUACCAAGAUUCUCUUCAGUCUAUUUCCACAAAAAUGGAGGCCAUUGAAGUGAAACUAAAUGAGAGUCUGGAGCCAAGCAAAACCCCAGAAAGCCAAAUGGCAGAACACCAGGCUUUGAUGGAUGAGAUUGUAAUGUUGCAGGAAGAGAUUAGCAAGUUACAGGCAUCCUUUGCAGAUGAGUUGGUUUCAGAGUCCCUAGAUUCUGAUGCUGCUGAUCAAUUGGCACUACAGUCUACACUAACUGUCUUGGCUGAAAGAAUGGCUACCAUCAGAAUGAAAGCUUCAGGGAAACGGCAGCUUUUAGAGGAAAAAUUAAAUGAACAGCUGGAGGAGCAACGCCAUGAACAAGCUCUGCAGAGAUAUUGUGGUGAAGCAGAUGAACUUGACCGUUGGUUACUGAGUACCAGAGCAACACUGGAUGAUAUUUUACUUGCAUUUGAAGAACCAAUGGACAUGGAGGCACAGCUGAUUGAUUGUCAGAAUAUGCUGCUGGAAAUAGAGCAGAAGGUGGUUGCUCUCUCGGAGCUCUCGGUGCAUAGCGAGAACUUACUUAUGGAAGGGAAGGCACACACUAAAGAGGAAGCAGAGCAUCUAGCUAUCAAACUUAGGACCUUGAAAGCAAGUCUCUUGGAACUGCAAAGGGUACUACAAGACAAGCAGAUCAGCAUUCAGGCUAAACUAGCAUGGGGAGAGAUGAAAGCCCACAAGCAAGCAGAACAUGAAAAUUUUUACGAGAAAGAGGAGUCAGAAUCAGUGCUGUCUUCUUCACAAAGUCCCAGUGUCCAAGAAUGGCUUGUUCAAUCAAGGACAACACGCUCACUGCAGAAGCAGAAUAGCUUACAGAGGCAAAAAGAACUGGAGCAGGAACUUGCUGAGCAAAAGAAGCUACUGCAGUCAGUUGCGAGUCGUGGCGGAGAGAUCAUAAACCAACAGACAGCUACUGAACGUCCGCAACUCAGUGAGAAUACAGAUUCCUUGUCUCGUGAGUUGGGCCUGGAAGGAUUUAGAUCUCCAUUGGAAGAUCAGAUGAGGAUGAAAUGGGAAAGUCUACAUCAGGAGCUAAGCACAAAGGAAAAACUGGUGCAGAAUGCUUUGGAACAGGAGAAAGAGCAGCCAAUAUUCAGCAAAACAAACAGACUAGUCCACGGGGUGCCAUUUUACAAAGGAGAUAGAAAGGCCCAAGAUAAAUCCUCUGUUACCAAGCUUCUAGGUGGCCUGAACCAAUCUCUUGAAGAUGCAUCAUCUCAGGGUGGUGGAGUAGAAAAGAAGAGUCUCCCCUUUGAAAGAAAACUGUAUGAUGCAGUCUCUGCCACGUCUUCUUGGCUGGAUGAUGUGGAAGAUCAAAUUUUUGUGGCAACAGCUCUUCAACCAGAGGAGACGGAGGCAUGCCUGUACCAUCAAGAGACACUAGCAAAAGAUAUGAAAGAGAUGUCUGAAGAAAUGGAUAAGAACAAGAAUCUAUUCUUCCAAACAUUCUCUAGAAGUGGGGAUAACCAAGAGAUCAUUGAAGACACUUUGUACUGCCUGCUGGGCAGGCUAAAUAUUUUGGAGUCAGUAGUGAAUCAUCGCUGUUGUCAGAUGAAGCAGCGACUGCAAGAUCUUUUGGCCUUUCAGAACGAUUUGAAGAUUCUGUUUACAUCACUGGCUGAUAACAAGUACAUAAUACUGCAGAAGUUGGCAGAAGCAGCCGAGAGACCUGCAAAAGAACAAAUGCAGGCUAUUCUGCAAGCAGAAGACAGUCUUAAAGAACUGGAUACAGAAAUAAAUGAACUGAAAAAACGUGGGGACAAAUUACAAGCAAAUCAGUCUUCAGUGCAGGAGCUUUUAAAAUUGCAGGAUACAUACGAUGAGUUGAUGAUGAUAAUUGGCUCAAGGAGAAGUGGUCUGAAUCAGAAUCUUGCACUGAAAAGUCAGUAUGAACGUGCUCUCCAGGACCUGGCAGACUUAAUUGAAACAGGAACUGAGAAGAUGUCAGGGGGACAGAAAUGCAGUGUUUCCUCCAGAGAGGAAGUUGAGACUUUGUUAGACAAGCACAAGGAGUAUUUCCAGGGCUUGGAAUCACACGUCAUCCUCACUGAAACCCUUUUCAGGAAAAUCUGCAGCUAUGCACUGCCAAGUGAAUCACAGCAUCACUCAAUGCUAAUAGCCCAAGCUUCAGCACUUCUUAAACAAGCUCACAAAAGAGGUGUGGAAUUGGAAUACAUUCUUGAGGCAUGGAUACUUUUGGUUGGAAAGUAUCAAGAGCUAAUGAAACAGCUGGAAGUGAUUGAAAGUAGUAUACCUACUGUUGGACUGGUGGAAGAAACUGAAGAAAGACUACUGGAGAGGAUUGAGCUGUUUGAGUGUUUUAAGUCAAGUUUAACAGAGUACCAACCAAGACUGUACCAGAUUUUAGAAGAUGGCAAGAGGCUUCUGAUGUCUGUGAACUGUCCAGAGCUAGAAGGCCUCAUGAGUCAUUUGGGAGAACACUGGGGGAAUAACGCAAAUCGGGUCUCCAAAGAAUUACAGAGACUGGAAAAUAUACUGAAACUUUGGACCAGAUAUAAGAACGAAUCUACUGAGCUUGUUAAUUGGCUGCGGUCUGCAAUUGAUCGACUUGAAUUCUGGACUCAACAGUCUGUAACGGUCCCUCAGGAGCUGGAAACAGUUCGAGACCAUCUUAAUGCUUUCUUGGAGUUUUCCAAAGAAGUUGAUGCCAAAUCAUCUCUGAAAUCUUCAGUCUUGAGUACUGGGAAUCAAUUGCUUCGCCUAAAAAAAGUAGAUACAGCAUCACUGCGUUCUGAUCUGACGAAAAUAGAUACCGAGUGGACUGAGCUCCUCAUUCAUAUCCCAGUAGUGCAAGAGAAAUUGCACCAGUUGCAAAUGGACAAGCUGCCUUCACGUCAUGCCAUAACUGAAGUAAUGACUUGGAUUUCAUUAAUGGAAAAUGUUAUUAAGGAGGAUGAAGAGAAUAUCCGGAAUGUAGUAGGAUGUGAGGCUAUCCAGGAAUUCCUACUGAAAUACAAGGGGUUUAAGAUUGAUGUCAACUGCAAGCAGCUUACUGUGGACUUUGUUAAUCAGUCAGUGCUGCAGAUUAGUAGUCAAGAUGUGGAAAGUAAGAGAAGCGACAAGACAGACUUUGCAGAGAAACUCGGAGCUAUGAAUAGACGCUGGCAAAUCCUGCAAGGCCUAAUUACAGAGAAGAUCCAGAUGCUGGAACGUUUAUUGGAAUCUUGGACAGAAUAUGGAAACAGUGUCAACACCCUAAAAUCCUGGUUUGAGAGGCAAGAAAAGAAGUUGCAGAGACACCAAAGUAUUGGUGAUCAGGCAUCAGUUCAGAACAGCUUAAAAGAAUGUCAGGAACUUGAAGACUUGAUAAGGGUUAAGGAAAAAGAGGUGGAGAAAGUUGAACAGAGUGGGCUUUCCUUAAUCCGUGAUAAAAAAGAAAAUGUCACGGCAGCUGUCCUAGAGACCUUGCGAGAACUUAACCAUUCUUGGGCCAACCUGGACCAUAUGGUGGGUCAGCUAAAGAUAUUGUUACAAUCAGUACUUGAUCAGUGGAGCAUUUACAAGGAAAUAUAUGAAGAACUGAACAGCUACCUUAUGGAAGCCAAGUAUUCCCUGUCCCGCUUCCGCCUUAUGACAGGUUCGAUGGAGGCAGUUAAAGUCCAAGUGGAAAACCUUAAGAACCUACAGGAAGAAUUAGAAAAGAAAGAAGACAGACUUGAUAAGUUUGGCUCUGUAACAAAUCAACUUCUGAAUUCAUGCAAAUCCUCUUUAAAAGAUACCCUCAAAACUGCUUUGAAGGAGGUCACCACAAGAUGGAAUAGUUUAAUGGAGGAAAUAUCAGAACAGCUACAUUCAAGCAAGACCUUGCUCCAGCUUUGGCAAAAAUACAAAGACUAUAGCGUCCAGUACAAUGUCACUGUUCAACAGCAAGAAGAUCGAGCUAAUCAGUUAUUAAAAACAGCUACCAACAAGGACAUAGGCGAUGAGGAGAUCACAAUCUGGAUACAUGACUGCAGUGUAUUACUAAAAGGCUUGAAUACCACAAAAGCAUCAUUGGUGUCUUUAAGUGACAUAGGAGAACAGCUAAAACAACAAGUUGACACAUCUGCCACUACAGCUAUUCUGUCUGACCACCACUCCCUAAACCAACGUCUGUCCGUAUUGGAGCAGGCUCUUCUCAGGCAACAGGCAAUUCUUCAGACUGGUGUCUUAGAUUAUGAAACAUUUAUUAAAAGCCUGGAAGACCUUGAGACCUGGAUUAUUGAAUCAGGAGAAGUAUUAAAUGGGCAGGAUCCAAAUCGAUCAUCAGACCUCUCUACAAUUCAGGAGAGAAUGGAAGAACUCAAAAGACAGAUGUUAAGGUUCAGUAGUAUGGCUCCAGACCUAGAUCGCCUAAAUGAACUAGGCUAUAGACUGCCCCUGAAUGACAAGGAAAUCAAACGAAUGCAGAGUCUUAAUAGACACUGGACUGUUACCUCGUCGCAGACUACAGAACGCUUCAGCAAGUUGCAGUCUUUCUUACUACAACAUCAAACCUUUCUGGAAAAAUGUGAGACUUGGAUGGAGUUCUUGAUUGAGACAGAGCAAAAGCUGGCUGUGGAGAUUUCAGGAAACUAUCAAAGUCUCCUAGAACAACAAAGAGCACACGAGUUAUUUCAAGCAGAAAUGUUCAGCCGUCAGCAGAUUUUGCAUUCCAUAAUUGUCGAUGGACAGCGCCUGCUUGAACAAGGACAGGUGGAUGACAGUGAUGAGUUCAACUUGAAACUCACAUUACUUAGCAAUCAGUGGCAAGGAGUGAUCCGUCGAGCUCAGCAGAGAAAAGGGAUUAUUGAUAGCCAGAUACGACAAUGGCAGCGCUACCGGGAAAUGGCUGAAAAGCUGCGAAAGUGGUUGGUGGAGAUGUCCUACCAACCUGUCAGUGGUCUGGGAGGUAUUCCAAUACCACUUCAACAAGCCAGGAACCUACUUGAUGAAAUUCAGCUGAAAGAUAAAGUGCUCCACAGACAACAAGGGAGCUAUAUUCUGACUGUAGAAGCAGGGAAGCAGCUCCUUCUUUGUGCUGAUAGUGUGGCAGAGGCUGCUUUGCAGACUGAGCUCAUGGAUAUCCAAGAGAGAUGGAAGGCCACUUCAGUCAGAUUGGAGGAGCAGAAGAAACAGCUUGCAUUCCUACUGAAGGAUUGGGAAAAGUGUGAAAAGGGAACAGCUGAAUCUCUGGAAAAACUAAGAAAUUUUAGAAAAAAUCUGUCUCAUCCUCUUCCAGAUCAUCAUGAUGAGCUACACGCAGAACAGAUGCGCUGCAAGGAACUUGAAAAUGCAGUUGAAGGAUGGGUGGAGGACCUAGCGUUUUUGACAACCCUCAAGGAAAUUUUUACUCAGCACAUCACUGCAGAUGAUAUUGCAAUACUUAAUGAACGCAUUGAGCUCCUGCAGCGACAGUGGGAGGAGCUUUGCCAUCAGGUAUCUUUGCGACGGCAACAAGUCAGCGAGAGGCUUAAUGAGUGGGCCAUAUUUAAUGAGAAGAACAAGGAGCUCUGUGAGUGGCUGACACAGAUGGAAAGCAAGGUCUCCCAGAAUGGUGACAUUAGCAUUGAGGAAAUGAUUGAGAAACUUAAAAAGGAUUACCAGGAGGAAAUUGCUGUAGCUCGUGAAAAUAAAAUGCAGCUACAGCAAAUGGGAGAACGACUUGCCAAGGCCAGCCAUGAAAGCAAAGCUUCAGAGAUUGAGUACAAGCUCAGCAAGGUGAAUGACAGAUGGCAGCAUCUAUUAGAUCUUAUUGGAGCGAGAGUGAAGAAACUGAAGGAGACCUUGGUUGCAGUGCAACAGCUGGAUAAGAAUAUGAGCAGCCUAAGAUCAUGGCUGGGGCAUAUUGAAUCUGAGUUGUCCAAACCCAUCGUCUAUGAAACCAGUGAUUCUGAAGAGAUACAAAGGAAACUUAAUGAGCAGCAGGAACUGCAGAGAGAUAUAGAAAAGCAUAGCACUGGUGUGGCAUCUGUCCUUAACCUGUGUGAAGUUCUCCUUCAUGACUGUGAUGCGUGUGCCACAGACACAGAGUGUGACUCUAUCCAGCAGGCUACACGAAGCUUAGACCGCCGGUGGCGGAAUAUUUGUGCAAUGUCUAUGGAAAGGAGAUUAAAAAUUGAAGAAACAUGGAGACUCUGGCAGAAGUUUCUGGAUGACUUCUCGCGGUUUGAAGACUGGCUUACAAUUUCCGAAAGGACAGCUGCCUUCCCCAGUUCUUCUGGUGUGCUCUACACAGUGGCAAAAGAGGAGUUAAAAAAAUUUGAGGCCUUUCAAAGACAAGUCCAUGAGAGCUUGACUCAGCUGGAGCUUAUAAAUAAACAGUACCGGCGACUUGCACGGGAGAAUCGCACCGACUCUGCCUGUAAGCUGAAGCAGAUGGUUCAUGAAGGGAAUCAGCGCUGGGAUAACUUACAAAGAAGAGUCACAGCUAUUCUGCGAAGGCUCAAGCAUUUUAUUGGCCAGCGUGAAGAAUUUGAGACUGCUAGAGAUAGUAUCCUGGUAUGGCUUACUGAAAUGGACCUUCAGUUAACAAACAUUGAACAUUUUUCUGAAUGUGAUGUGCAAGCAAAAAUAAAACAGCUGAAGGCAUUUCAGCAGGAGAUCUCCUUAAACAAUAGCAAAAUUGAUCAAAUCAUAGCCCAUGGUGAACAACUGAUUGAGAAGAGUGAACCACUUGAUGCAGCAGUCAUUGAAGAAGAACUGGAUGAGCUCCGGAGAUAUUGUUUGGAGGUCUUCGGUCGUGUUGAGCGUUAUCACAAGAAGCUCAUCCGUCUUCCGCUUACUGAUGACGAGCAUGACUUUUCUGAUCGAGAGGUGGAUGUUGAUGAAAUAGCUGAUCUCACUGAUAUCCCAUGGCACACAAAGACCGCAGGUGGCACACUUUCACCACUACCCUCCUCUAACCAUUCAUUGUCACUGAUCGUGCCCAUGAGAAGUGAAAGAUCAGGGCGUGACACUCCUGCAAGCGUGGACUCAAUCCCACUGGAAUGGGAUCAUGACUAUGAUCUAAGUCGUGACCUCGAGAGUGCUGUUUCUCAGGCACUUUGCUCAGAUGAAGAGGAACAACAAGAUAAAAAAUACUUCCCUCAAGGAGCAACUGGAAUCACUGGGGAGUUUGGUUUAGAAACACAGAUUCGCCAGCUAGACAAAGCGCUGGACACCAGCCGCUUCCAUUUGCAACAAACAGAGAAUGUUAUUCGAAGCAGAACUCCCACUGGCCCUGAGCUAGACUCAAGCUAUAUGGGUUAUAUGAAACUUCUUGGAGAAUGUCGGGAAAGUAUAGACACUGUGAGGAAGGUAAGCGGGAAACUAAAAGAAGAGGAGGAGAAGAUUUCUGGAUUCAUUAACUUGAACAGUACAGAGUCACAAUCAUCAGGAGUUAUAGAACGUUGGGAGUUAAUUCACGCCCAAGCUCUUAACAAAGAGCUCAGGAUGAAACAGAAGCUUCAGCAGUGGCAACAGUUUAUCUCUGACUUCAAUAAUGUUUGGGAUUGGCUGGGAGAUACUGAGGAGGAAGUGGAACAGCUUAAUCAGUUAGAUGUUAGCACUGACAUCCAGGCCAUAGAACAGAGGAUCAAAAAGCUGAAGGAACUUCAAAAAGCUGUUGAUAGUCGCAAAGCAAUUGUUCUUUCCAUCAAUUUGUGCAGCUCUGAAUUUACUAAGGCCAAUACUCCAGAAAGCAAAGAGCUUCAAGAUCGGCUAAAGCAUAUGAACGUGCGAUGGGAACGUUUGGGCAGUGCACUGGAGGAAUGGCGCUAUAAACUGCAAGAUGCAUUAAUGCAGUGCCAGGACUUUCAUGAAAUGAGCCACGGAUUACUUCUUUGGUUAGAAAACAUUGACAGAAGAAGAAAUGAGAUCCUUCCCAUUAAUCCCGACCUUGACUCUGACACUCUGCAAGAUCAUCUAAAACUUUUAUCGCAAAUGAAGCGUGAGUUGCUAGAGUCUCAGCUAAAGGUGGCGUCACUGCAAGACAUGUCCUGCCAGCUUCUGGUGAAUGCAGAGGGCAAGGAUUGCCUUGAAGCCAAAGAGAAGGUGCAUGUCAUUGGUAACCGCCUCAAAGUCCUCUUAAAAGAAAUAACUCGUCACAUCAAAGAUAUAGAGAAAAUAUUAGACAUCUCAAGCAAUCAGUUGGAAUUGACUUCAUGGUCUUCAGCAGAUGAAUUGGACACUUCUGGAUCACUAAGUCCAGUCUCUGGAAGAAGCACUCCUAGCAGACAACGAACGCCACGGGGCAAAUAUAGUGUCUCACAGCCUGGACCCUCUGUCAACAACCCACCUAGCAGGUCCAAAGACGAUGGCUCAGGUUCCUACCAUUCUGAGGCCAAUGAGGCUCAGCGACACCAGCCCUUCUUCCUCCGGGUGUUACGAGCUGCUCUGCCACUUCAGCUUCUCCUGCUGUUGAUAAUCGGGCUUGCCUGCCUGGUACCAAUGACGGAGGAAGAUUACAGCUGCACUCUCUCUAAUAAUUUUGCACGUUCCUUUCACCCAAUGCUCCGUUAUACCAACGGGCCGCCUCCUAUAUGAAAUUCUUUCAUGACACGGACACUGAAAAACACUCAGAAACAAUAACUGUUGUGAGCUUUUUAUUGCACUCAUUGUUGCAGUUAUACAUGUGUGCUUACAAUGGUGAAAGGCCACAAUCCUAACAAAUGACAAUGUUCCACAAUUAACAAAUGACACAUUUAUGACUCUUUAUUUUUCUAUCCUCACUGUUUGAGCUCUGAUUGAGAACUACACAUAGCCAAGUAUGAUGUUUAUUUCAUGUUAUCCAGACUCUAACGAGCUCUAAGCUAAUCCUCCAUAAGAGUGUUAUCAGUAUUUGAGAAGAGCCGUCAAGGCAAUUAUGAUAUUUUAGAAGCUUGUAAUAUAAAAUUUUAAAGAGCUUAUAUGGCAGAUAUUUUUUUACUUAAGUUUUUUUUUUUUAGUUGUUUUGUUCCUUGGGGAACUGGGGAGCAUGAACUAAUUCAAACGUCUGCUUUAAAAUAUUUAAGGUGUAAAAAAUAUAAAAGCACUUUUUUUAAGCAAAGAAACUGGAUGUAAGAAAUUAAAUUGUGAUCUAUUAAAGAAGAACGAUUAUCAAAUGCUGAGUAACGAGAGCAUAUUUAUGUAUGUACAGUUUGCUAAGCUCCGUUUUGUUUGUAUUGAUCUCUUGCAAAUAUAGGUAUUCUAAAAUACA